Messenger RNA from Effrenium voratum, 1200 nucleotides. NCBI's taxonomy places the organism in Eukaryota, Dinophyceae, Suessiales, Symbiodiniaceae. The record is from the annotation of a GenBank genome assembly.
AUGGAGUGCACGCCGGUGGGCGGCGCCUGCGGCCUCUUCCCGCCGGAAGAGGCGCGCCGCGAUGAGGUGCUGAACUUAAACGGGCCGGACGUGCUGGGAUAUCUUCGCGUGAUGUCCAGCUCCUUCAUCAACCCCAUCUACUACGGCGUGAGCACUGCCUUGGUGACCUUCGAGCUCCGGGGGGAAACCUCCCACGAAGUGAACGACGUGCUGGUGGUGCAGCGCCCCCCGGGCUACACCAUGCAGCUGGGCAGCCUCCGGGCCCUGAGAUCCGUGAGCUUCGGGGAGAGCGGUCUCGACUUCCUCCGCAAGUGGAGCACGGACUUCACCAACCCGGAGGACUUCUACGCCGUGCUCACACAGCCCGUCCCGGCGGGUACCACCAUCCGCUUUCAGCUGGGGGUGGCAUCCCCUGCUCUGGCCGAGAAGGUGAUGAAUUGGUAUUUCAGGACCUGGCGGGUGCUGCCGCUGCUGGACGAGGACGGCGCGGUGCUGGACGCCUCCAUGCCCACCUACCCCUGGCUGGGCCGCAACAUCUUGGCCACGGGCACCAGCGACGGCGCCUUCGCGGGCUUCUUGCUGGUGGGGCAAGUGCCCUUCACCGUGACGCCCUCCUUGCGGACGCCGGGAGCAGAGAUCAUGCUGACCAUCAACUUCGGCGUGGCCGACGGGGUGGAAGCGCAAGAGAGCGUCCGCAUGGAGGUCUUGGCACCUGCGGGCUUCGUCUUUGCCGACUCCUGCCGCUUUGGCGGCAGCCCCAUCUUCUCCAAGUGUACUGGCUUCCAGAACCAGGCCACUUUGGUGACUGCUCGGCCCAGGCUGCUGGGCUCGGACAUCACCGUGGACCUGCGAGUGCGCAACCCCGGGCUGACGCCCACGCCGAACUACUUCUACUUGUCUCUCUUCCAAGAUGAGAGCACGCAGUACGUGCGAUGGUCACAGACCUUGAGCUACGAGAUCAUGGGUAUGGGCGUGGUCUACAAGGGCAACAACCAGUUGGGAGAGGCGGCCUCCGGAUACUUCACCUUCACCCCGGUGCGGCCUUCGCCAUCUUCGGUGGUCUACAUCGUGGUCACCCCGCCGCCCAGCUCCGGGUUCCGGGUCUUGUGUACGGGAAUCAGCCCCCUGGGCUUCAUCUUCAUGCCGAACUGCGAGCACCGCACUCGACACACUCGAGACUCGAGCCCUGUAACCAAAUGA